Brassica napus (rape) is the source of this 4834-nucleotide messenger RNA. Its product is annotated as NAC domain-containing protein 2-like. Gene Ontology annotation, biological process: regulation of DNA-templated transcription. Gene Ontology annotation, molecular function: DNA binding. Lineage: Eukaryota; Viridiplantae; Streptophyta; Magnoliopsida; Brassicales; Brassicaceae. The record is from RefSeq and is a predicted model, not a curated record. The transcript has a single exon. Bases 2348 to 3442 code for a protein of 364 amino acids.
GGCUUCUGUUUUUUGUUUGGUCACAAGGGGCUGGGCUGUAAUUUCAAAAGGUUUUUAGGUUAGUUUUGCAUUUGAUUCAAGUUUGGGUAUAGGUUUGGGGUUAAAAUCAAGUUAUGGGUUAGUUUUGGCAAAUUCCCCUUAAUUGAACUUCUUUUGGUAAUUUUCUUCUUUGUGGAUUCUUUUGGUGAAAAAAACUAUUUUACAGCCAUUUGAGAGAAUUUUCCUAAUUUUAAUUUAGUUCACAAAUAAUUUCUAGUUACACAUAUUUGUUUACAUGAAUUUUGAUGAGACUUAAAGUGAAUACAUGCAGGUGGUUUUAUGUUUGAAAUUAUAAUUAAGUAUUCAUAAAACUUUUCUUAAAAAGUUUAAUUCCAUUUGAAAAUUAAUAAAUAGCUUUUUCCUAUUCUUAGUUUCCAAAAACUAAGUUUUCUAAAAAAAUAAUUAAAACCUUUAUUUUUAAGAUAAUAGUAACUUAUAAGGCAACAAACUGCUCAAAAAUCCUAAGAAAAAAUAUAUAAUGGAAGCUAAUUCGAAAUAAGGAAGUGAUUCUAGAUACUAAUUUCGUUUCACACUAUAAAACAAAUCAAAUAUAGGAAAAUAUUAUGUGGGAGAUCAAUCUAUUUGGAAAAGGAAAAUAAGAUGUUUCGGAUAGAGAAGAUGUUUCGGAUAGAGAUACUUGACUAGUCGGCUCAUCCUUGUUUUAUAAGUACACUCUCAGUGCUUUGUUUGAAACCAAAAGAUAAACACCCUUGGCUAGUUUUUUUAAAUUUUGAUUAUUUAUAAUUUUCUGAAAUUGUCUUCUCCGAUAAGUUUUGACGCUUUACUUUGAGUAUUUCAAGUUUGUGGCUGAGUUACUUCCUGCCAAUCUUUGAAAACCUAGCUAUAAGCAGUUUGUGUUCCGAGGAGAAAAGGCAAUCAGAAAAAUACCCAAAUCAGCAAUUGUCGGGGUGUAUUCAUUGAAGAUUGUCGAGAGUAUGAUGGACAGUGCUUACAUUGUUGGAAGAAACGAGAUUCUCGCUGGCGGGUUAUGAUGAAUAUUGCUUAUUUGAUGAAGGGCCACACGUGAUUUGAUACCCAAAUUUCGAUAAUCUAAUUUUUUUUUCCAAAUCUGAGUUACCGAGAAGCUUGAACAAGAGGAGAAUGGAGGAGAUGGAGAGAAGGGACGGAUUCAACAGAGACGACGUGGAGGAAUUCAAUGAAGCCUGGAGCACUGAGGGAUUAUCAGCGGAGUAGUGCAGCAAACAUGUAUUUUGUGUUUUCUCUGUAAAAAACAUAACUCAUCCGUGUAUUUUGUAUUUGAUGCACCACUCCGGUGAUAACCCUCAUAUAUCUACGUAUAUAUUAUGUAAAUUUAAUUAUAUAAAUAUAAAAUAGAAAAAGUGAUUGUUUGGAUUAAUAAAAUUUAUUUAUGUAGUCACACCAAUUUAAUUAUCGACGUGAUAUAGUUACUGAUUUUUUAAUUAUCUAAUAUAUAUAUAUAUGUGUAUAAUAUUAAAGAGCAUAUAAUACGUAUAAAUAACUUAUAUACAAUGUUCAUCUCCCGCAAGGCGCAUACCUUAACAUAGUACUAGUAUAUACAUAUAUCUUUAUAGAGAUAUUCUCUGAUGUACUUUGUGCUUUACGAUCGUGCUAUAGUUCUUGCAUUUACAUAAUUUUCAAUUACAUUUAUUUGUCUACAUGAAUUUUGAUGAGACUUAAAGUGAAUUGUGAUUUUUAUGUUGGAAAUUACAAUUGAGAAUUCAUAAAACUUUCUUUACAAAGUUAAUUACAUUUAAAAAUUAAUAAAUAAUUUUUUCCUACUCUUAGUUUCCAAAAAUUACUUCUAGAAGUAAUUAAAACCUUUAUUUUUUAAGUUAAUAGUAACUUAAGGGAACAAAACUGCUCAAAAAUCCUAACAAUAAGAAAGCGAUUCUAGAUACUAAUUUCGUAUAAAACUAUAAAACAAAUCAAAUAUAGGAAAAUAUUAUGUGGGAGAUCAAUCUAUCUGGAAAAGGAAAAUAAGAUGUUUCGGAUAGAGAUACUUGACUAGUCGGCUCAUCCUUGUUUUAUAAGUACACUCUCAGUGCUUUGUUUGAAACCAAAAGAUAAAUUAUCAUUAAUGCUUUGUUUCUUGCAGUGCACUCUUCUUCGUUUUGCUUUCGACAUAGGAUUUCUGGGGAGGGGAUCUUAGGGAUUCUUUACGCUGCAGUAAAACAUCAAAGCUACCAAGGUACGUUAAGACUUUCAGUGCAUUAAUUCUUGCGCACAUCCAGUUGUUUUUGGCGUAUGCAUUAGUUUGAUUCUUUUGAAACUGUCUUUCUAGGGUUUUGUUGUGAAGCAUCUUCUAAUUGAUUCAGAAAGAUUUAAUAUGGCUCAUCCAAGGGACUUAAAGUUCUCUCCGAUUGACCAUUUGGUGGGGUAUUAUCUACGCAACAGAGUUGAUACAGGAAAAGAUGGUUUCAUCACAGAUAUCAAACUUUAUGAAGACGAGCCGUGGCUUCUUCCCCACGUCAAGAAUGAUCAGUUCAAAGAGAACAUGUGGUUUUACUUUGUUGUUAGGACACGUAAUUUGGGGAGCAGGCCCAAACGCACGGUUCCCGGUAGAGGAAGCAGUAACGGCGGAACUUGGACGACAAGUGGCGUAAAGAAGGCGAUCACUGACCGUAACAACCCGAAGGUUGUGAUCGGAUACAAAACAGAACUCGCGUACCACAAGAAAGUCAAGGGAAAGCCUAAAGGAGACACCACUGGUUGGUGUAUGACGGAGUAUUGGCUUGCAAGUGAGAACGAUGCUCAGUUCCAAGAAGUAGUCUUGUGUCAUCUCCGUGACAAUAACAAGAUUGUCGUUGACCAGUCCCCAGAGAGAAAAAACGGAGACAAUGGCAUCGUCCCAGAGCAGCCACAACAAGAGAACAGCGAUGACAACAACAAUAUGUUUGACAACAAUAGACUCCUUGAACAACGGCCACUGAUUCCUCCUUUUGAAGCUGAUGAUUCAAGAUUUUCAGUUCAAUACAUGACCCCUUCUGGUGAAGGACAGGGAUUGGGACUUCAAACCAUUAUGGGAUAUUCUGAUAAGGCCAUUCAAGAACAACAACAUCCACCGAUUUCUCUUCCUCCUCAACGUCAAGAUUCCGGAAGGAUAAACAACGCACUUGUAAUCAUGGAAGAUGAGUGUGUUAACCAAGAUGAAAUAUUCAAUCUAGCUGACCUGGAAGCCGGCAUCACUCAUCCACAACAACAACAUCGUCAGAUGAUGAUGGAUCCUUAUGAUGAUAUAUCUUUCUCAAGAUUGGCAAUGCCGAACAACCUGAUUUACUUUCAAGAUUCAUGGCAUCAAGAUACCUCUCCAUGGAACAACACCAUAACCACCAAUCCUCGUGGACUCAUAUUCAAUACUCAUGGAUAUGACAUCCAAGAUCAAACUGUCACCAAGGGAGUCAAUCAAGAUUCAUAUUAUUAGCCGGCAUAUUCUUCUGAUGCAACACAAGAGCAAAUAAAGUACUCAAACAUAGGAAACAUGUAUAGUCCGUUGGAUUUUUAAAAGUUUGUAAAUGAUCUUUGUGUUUGAUUAAACCGAUCCAAACACCCUUUUUUUGAAAUCAAAAUUUUCUGGAGCACUCACUUGCUAAUGUGAUACCACCGAUAACGCCUAAAGAAACUCCACGCAUGAGUUAAACAUUGGAAAAAGUACAGUUCGUUUGGUUUAAUUACGCUUAAGUCACUGCAUAGUUCGGUUGCCAAAUUUGGAUUUUAAGUGAGACUUUAUCUUUAUGUGCUUGAUUCUAAAGAAAGCAAGGCCUAAAGAGCUGAAAGAUACAGCUACGAGGCUGAUUUAUUUUUUUUAUUGUUUUUGUCAGCAAUUUACUCGUAUAGACUCUGUAAACAAAAUGACAGUUCCGCAUCCAUAUGGACAACCAACUAAGGUUGCUUUCUUGCAUUGUGUACUAGACUAUCCGCCCUUGAAUUUUGCGUCCGUGGUAUAUGAAUGAGCUCUAAACUGUUGAAACUUCUCUUCAGGAUCUUUAUGUCUUUCAAAUAACUUGCAAAGGCUGGCUAUUCUUUCUGGUUCCGAAACCAUCUUCACCAACUAAGAGCAAUAUGUUGCAAAUGUAAUUGUAAACUGUCUUAGAUUCCUCAUGCAUUCCAUUGCCCAAAUGAGAGUCUCUAUCUCCGAGUGAAGUGGCGACUGACUCGCUCUUGUAUUCCUUGCUCCGAUUAAACCUUCAAAACCUUCCAGUGUGCUAUAUCACCCUUGUCCCGAAAUGAUUUCCUGAUUUUUCCAUGAUCCAGCCGUAAACACCAUCUACCUAAGAUAGACGGUGAUAUUGCUUCUACGGGUACUCGAGUUUGAUCGAAUCCUUGUGUUAGUGAAAUCUGCGCCUCAGCCCAAAGUAAUGACUUUGUUUCUGCCAAUCUGAGAGUAUCUCUUGGAUCAAUAUACAAAUUGCUAAAUACCUUGUUGUUUCUUCCUUUCCAUAUGUACCAUAAUAUCAAUGCCAAAAUUGAUGAUCUUCCAAUUCCAGAUAGACCCUCCAAAAUAAAUGAUCCAUGUGUUGCAAAGAGUGACUGAGUGGAAAAGUUAUAUGGAUUCGAUGGAAUUCGUGAGAGUGCCCAAACCUGAACCGCCGGUGGAAAUUCAAAAAAUCUGAACGAGCCUGAUUAAUUUAUUUGGUUAAAAUGUUGAGUUUGAUUUUUGAUUAAAUUUUAAGAAAACUGUUUCUGAGAAUAAGAAAACAAAAAUAUAUUCUUUAUCUUUUCAUAAUUUCAUAGUUGGGAAAUUUGCUAAAUAUGACUCAAAACUUGAUUUUUACUCCAAAAGUAUCCCAAACUUGAAUCAAAUGCAAAAGUAACC